This is a messenger RNA of Penicillium longicatenatum, 945 nucleotides long. RefSeq lists its product as uncharacterized. Bases 1 to 945 code for a protein of 314 amino acids. The transcript is spliced from 2 exons. NCBI's taxonomy places the organism in Eukaryota, Fungi, Ascomycota, Eurotiomycetes, Eurotiales, Aspergillaceae. The record is from RefSeq and is a predicted model, not a curated record.
AUGCCUCUCAAAUACAACCCAGAAUUGGAUAUCCCGGACCUUGCAGGGCGGUCUAUUUUCAUCACCGGAGGCACUGGAGGAUUGAGUGCAUACUCUGCGCGAGAACUCGCCAAACAUAAUCCAGCUCACAUAUACAUCAGCGGCCGAAAUACAAAGAGCGCGGAAAGCAUCAUAAAACAAUUCCAAAAUACCAAGGCCAGCAAAGUCACAAAAAUGACAUUUAUAGAGUGUGAUUUGUCCUCCCUUUCCUCGGUCCAAAGAGCAGCCGAACAGUUCCUAGCACAGAAACCAAGUCCACGGCUGGAUACUCUGAUGUGCAACGCAGGAAUCAUGACGAGGCCCCCAGCUACAUCGAAAGAUGGCUACGAGAUUCAAUUUGCGACGAACCAUCUUGGUCAUGCGCUUUUGAUUCGCAAACUUCUCCCACUCUUGGAAAGGACCGCAAGUGAGGGCGGCGAUGGGCGCAUCAUCAUUCUCUCUUCAACAGCCUGGGGCCUCCAUCCCAGUGGUGGUAUACAAUUUGAUCGCCUUCGCACGGGGCAAAGCUUUUCAUUUGGCGGACCUUGGCAGCGGUACGGACAAGCCAAGUUGGCUAACCUGCUGUAUGCGCGUGAGUUGGCCAAGCGGUAUCCGCACUUGAGCUGCGUAUCUGUGCAUCCUGGAGUCGUGGAGACCGGAUUGUUCGACGGGAUGAGUUUGAAGAACAGGAUUAUCAUGUAUUUGGCAUUCUGGUGGGUUAUGGUACAGCCACAUGAGGGCGCUUAUAGUCAGCUUUGGGCAGCGACAAGGCCCAAAGAGGAACUUGUGAAUGGAUGCUUUUAUCUCCCUGUUGGAAAAUUGGGAGAUGGAGGGCUAGGGAGGGAGGCAAAGAGUGGCAAGGGGACUCUUGCAGAAAAGUUGUGGGACUGGACUGAGGAUGUCCUAAACGAUUUUGAAGGGCGUUGA